Molecule: messenger RNA, 2318 nt
Organism: Rosa chinensis
Lineage: Eukaryota; Viridiplantae; Streptophyta; Magnoliopsida; Rosales; Rosaceae
Exons: 14
Coding region: 174-1670 (498 amino acids)
Source: RefSeq, a predicted model, not a curated record
UUUCACACCACUUUCUCUGACCCAGCUUCACAUUAAUAUUAGCUAAGAAGUAGAGGAAGGAGCAGUACCGCCCGCUGCAGUCGCCAAGGUCCCCGAACGUGCAGCUAUCACAAACCCUAAGCCACCACCAAGUGGACCCAAGACAAGGGGAGUUUGACUAUUCGUUGCUUGUGAUGUCAACAGAAAGUGGAAAGAAGAACAAAUUUUUAGGAGGAGAUAAUAGCAGUCAAAAGAGAGAACAAAGCAUGCUUAAUGAUCAGAAUCUAACUACUCCUCCUAACAUGACCAUGGAUUGUAGAAGAAAAUCAAAAAGGUGGAGACAAGCAUCUGAUACAUUGAUCAUCAAAGAGAGUCAGAGUCAGACUUGCAGCAGAAAUGAUCAAAAUGGGAUGCCAACAAACAGUGGAAAAAGUAAACUAAGGAGAGUUUCGGAAGGUGAUCUUGCUAAUAUGAGCAUGGAUUGUCGAAGAAAAUCAAGAAGGUGGAGAGAAGCAUCUGAGCCAGCGCUACAUGAAAAGAAUCAGACUUCCGAUAGUCAUGAUGAAAAUGGCAAUGCAUCUAACUAUUGUGAUCAGGGAAAUAGAAAUGAUCGACAAAAUUCUGACGUGGUUGUAAAUGAGAGGUUAUUUUCCCAUGAAAAUUCAGCUGCUUAUAGUACAUAUAUGAUAGGGCUGAUUGUGAAAUAUGAGGACUCUGGAGACAACGUCUGUAAUUGUACUUAUUGCGGUGCAUAUUUUUGGCACGAAGAAGCUAUAAAACAAUCAUCUAUAAAUGUGCAACUCAUAUAUACAAAUUACUGUAAAAAAGGACAGAUUAAGCUUCCACAACUUGGACCAACUCCUAAUUUUCUUAGAACAUUAUUAAAUGACAAACAUUUUAAAGAAAAUAUUCGAGUUUAUAAUUCAAUGUUCUGUUUCACAUCAAUGGGAGCAAAAAUUGAUCAUAAAAUAAAUGCUGGAUCAGGUCUUUACAUAUUCAAAAUCAAUGGACAACCUAGAAUCUGGAUAUACAUAUGUUUCUGGAGGUUUCUUCUUUCUUCUAGUCAGGAAAGGGGAUUUUCAUCUCAUCAUCUGAGCACGGAGUUAGUUCUUGCUGAGCCCAAUCGUGCUAGAUCACCCAGAUUGUGCAUAUUGAAGGGGGAGAGGUUUGAAGUGGAAACAGAAAAAAAGAGUUUCAAAGAUGAGACUAUUGUUUACAUCGAUGAUGAGGAGGAGAGGAGAGGGGAAGAUACUUUUGCCCUCAUCCCUGUCCAGAGGAGAAUUUGGAUUCAUUCGCUGUCAAAACAUUUAGUUCCUCUAAUUCAGAAUUCAGAGAAAGCUGAUUUCACAAACCUUAUAUUUUCCAAACAUUGUAAAUGUUCCUCUCUUCAAGGGAUGCUCAAUGGAAUUCAUCAAUCAGAUUUGAUUUGCAGGUUCAUCCAAAAAAAAAAAAAAGGAACAAAACACAUUCUAACUUAUAAUACAUCCACAGACCCUGAAGACCAGAUCUGCCUAUCCGGAGUCCAGAAGCGCAUACAUUAUGUCUUUCACAAUCUCAGACUCACCGAUCUCAAUCAAUCUCCAUCAAGACUUGGUCGAAAAGAGGAAAUCUGUCGUUCUCACUCAAAAACAAAGGUACACCUAAGAAAAAUAGAUUACUUUCAUACCUUAUAUAGAGUUUCUUUCCUGUGAUUUUUCUUCUGAAUUUUUCUUUACCGGAAGAUUUACUUCAUGAUCAGCUUUGUUUAACUUAUCAUCAAGGAUGAUUGCUAUGUAAUAAACAAAGAAUUUCUCCGGUAGGUGUUGAAUCUAAGGAACUAGCAAGAGUAAUCCAGAGAUAUAUCGUUUAUUAAUUAGAAUUUCAACUCUGCACUUUAUUCAAAAUCUUAUUUUCUGCAGAAAAGGUUUCAAUCCUUUGAACUAAAGUACUCUCAUUCGUUAAAUAAUUUGAUUUGUUGCAUCGUUGCUGCUCAUCAUCAUCUUUUCAACAUUGAGUAAUGCUCAUUGGAAUACUGUGAAUUUAGGUAGUUAGAAAGAUAAAAAGGUUUUGCUCAAGGGUAAUGAGAAUUGUCUCCAUCUAGGAAACUGUAAAUGAAUAGGAGUAGUGUGAGUUUGAGUAAUCGGAAACAUAAUUUGAAACUAAUGUUUCCAUCUGGGAACCUGUAAAUGAAUAGGUGUAGUGUGAGUAAUCAGAAACAUAAUUUCAAACUAAAACUGAAAUGAAUCAGCAUCUUGGACAACCUAUUAUUGAUUGGAUAGACGUUUCUACUUUUCAUGAUUCUUAGUGAAGAAAAGAAAAGAAAGAAAAAAAAAAAAAGAGUAUCAGUUUGAUAUUUCCUA